GGAUCGUGCAUCAUACCACUCUAUGAUUGUUACACCACGAUCUUUCCCCAGUCUGAGUCUUGUGCCUCGCGCAGUAACUUCUUUUGUUGGUACAUGCAUUUGCCACAAAAACACGGUUGAGUAAUCCUGGCGUACGUUUUCCUUGUUUUUUCUUUUUAAGUAUGCCGCUUUUAAUUAAUGGCGAGAUUGAAAGCUCACAACUGAGAUCUUUCGAAGAUUUUUCCAGAAAACAUGAGCAUUUUAAGGAAAGAGCUGAAAAUUUCUCCAAAAAGCCACAAAGAAAAGUUGAGAGACCAAGUGGUGUUCUUUACAUCAUUCAAAGGGAAUAUGCUACUGUGGCACAAGAUGAUGAGCACAUCAAUAUCUUGGGAUCUGAGGAUGCUACAACUUGUCAUAUAGUUGUUCUGCGAAACACAGGAUCAGGUGUGGUAAGCGUAGGGCAUUUUGAUGGCAAAAGUACAGAGAAAGGUAUCAAGGCCAUGAUUGCAUCUGUCAUGCAGCUCUCUAGAUCACAGUCUUACAAUGGAAGGAAUGAGCUUCACUUGUUUGGAGGAUUUCUUGAUACUAAGGGGAUUUCCAGUAGUUUGACAAUAUCAAUUUUAGAAGCUGUACAGAAACAGGAUGGACUUAUACAUUUAUGUUCAGCAUGUGUAACAGGAUUCAACAACGUGGUUGAAAGUGGACAGCACAAGCCUAUGAUUUCUGGAAUAGGUGUUAGCAUUCAAGAUGGUGAGAUUUAUCCUGCAACAUUUAAGAAUAAGGGUCCUGAUGAAAUCAUUCGACAUGGACGUGUAUUUGUGGGUGAUGAAAGGAUGGUAGAGGUGUAUAAUUCAAAUAACAAAGAGCUGCAGAUUGUACCAUAUGAUAGUAAGAAUACAAUGCCUGCUGAAUGCAUGGAGUUCUUUUGUAAUGCGGAUGACAAUGUCAUACUACAGAAGCUGUCAACAUCACCCCAUUGUGAACCUCCAAACUUUGCAUCGACUGUCAGAGCCACCCUCCUUCAUAUUCUCACUCAUCCACAGCCUUUGAUUACAGUGUUUCCAGAAGGAAAGCCCCGCAUUUACAAACGGUCUAAUGGUGAAGAGAAUUGGACUCAAACCAGUUAAUAACACAGAAACAGGGUUUUUAGUUUACCAGCCAAAGUACUUGCAGAAGAAGUUGUGAGAAAGUAGGUCACUAUAAUGGUAACACCUAAUUUUUGUGUGAUGAGGAUCAGAAUACACAAGUUUAUCAACUAAAGAAAUACAGAGACAAAACAUGUAAAUAUCAUCAAAGUUGAGUAAGAUGCAUAAAAGUCAGCAGAUAGACACGAGUACUUUAAUACUGAGAGAAAACAGUUAAAUCAAUGCACUGGAAAUACUCAUACAACUGAAAGCCAAACUUGUGGACAGAAAAAGAAUGGAAAUUAAGGUGCAAGAGACAAUUCAGAAAGUUGUGGCAAGAUGUAGAUUACCCACCAAGCUUCUUAUUCGUGAAACUAAAAAUGAAGUCAAACUUGUGGAUGGACAUUAAAUUUUAUUGAUACAUUACAUCCCAAAGUGAUUACAAACAACAUACAAUUGUAUUUAUGUCUCAAUAAAUAUAGAUUCAUCAAGUUAUAAACUGGCCAGUUGUUUAACUUACAGACAAAAAGGUUCUCAAAAUCUAAAAACAUGGUGUCCCUGCCAUUAAGAUCAGAUACAUCAAUUCAUAAAUCUACCAGUGCAAGUUACACACAACUAAGGGGAAAGAAGGUUCAAUUUUGAGGCACCUUCUUAUCUGGGGCACACUAUCAUAAGAAACAACCCACAACAGGUCAAAGAUCCCUUCCCCAAUACAAUAGACUCCCCCCUACUGGCAUCAAAGCUAUGGAUUCACAGAAUUGAGUCAAGGUUUGCACGAUAGGACUAGCAUUUAUGUACUUCUGAAAGACCAAUUCUGUUUUACUUGACUAUUACUUUAUCACUCAGAUUCAACUCUGUAUGAUGUUUUAGUGCAGUGGACAAAACUACGAGAAUAAUUCAAUUUUAUUAAUGUACACCAUGCAAAAAUGGAAUUAAACCUGUAAUUUUUGUGCUGUGGGGCACAAGGGAAAACAAAUGAAACUGGAUUUUCAGUUCCACUUCCCUUGGGAGAUUGAAAGAUAGAAACAGGUUUCAUGUUUGUCCUUCAUUAUCCAAAAAAUGUAAACUGAAAGAAAAAUUUUCUAUUUUUACUAUACAACACUUUUCAA
This is a messenger RNA of Stylophora pistillata, 2212 nucleotides long. RefSeq names its product protein N-terminal asparagine amidohydrolase. Gene Ontology annotation, molecular function: protein-N-terminal asparagine amidohydrolase activity. NCBI's taxonomy places the organism in Eukaryota, Metazoa, Cnidaria, Anthozoa, Scleractinia, Pocilloporidae. Gene Ontology annotation, cellular component: nucleus. Gene Ontology annotation, biological process: ubiquitin-dependent protein catabolic process. The record is from RefSeq and is a predicted model, not a curated record.